AUGGAUAUCAUACGGAGAUCAUGGAAAUUACAAGAGUUUGUCGCCCACAAGGCAAAUGUCAACUGCCUGGCAAUGGGACACAAAUCGAAUCAAGUAUUGGCUACUGGAGGCGAUGACAAAAAAGUUAAUUUAUGGGCAAUUGGGAGACAAGGUUGCUUAAUGAGUCUGAGUGGACAUACAACACCAGUAGAAUGUGUGUGUUUUGGACAUUCAGAAGACUUAGUGUGUGCUGGUUCUCAAACAGGUGCCUUAAAAAUAUGGGACUUAGAAGCUGCUAAACUACUAAGAACAUUCACAGGACACAAAGGCGCAAUUAAAUGCAUGGAUUUCCAUCCUUAUGGUGAUUACUUAACCACCGGCUCAUGUGAUAGUAAUAUUAAACUAUGGGAUACAAGGAAGCGUGGGUGUAUUGUCACAUAUUCUAGCCAUCGACUUGCAGUCAACAGUCUUCAGUUUAGUCCUGAUGGUCAGUGGAUAGCAUCUGCAUGUGAAGAUGGUCUAGUGAAGGUAUGGGAUGUAAGAGUAGGCAAAGUUUUGCAAGAGUUCAUAGAGCACACAGCAGCUGUGACUUGUGUUAAGUUCCACCCUCAUGAGUUCCUCCUAGCCAGCUGUGGUGCUGACAGAACUGUUAAUUUCUGGGACAUGGAAAAAUUCCAAUUGGUAUCUAAAUUUGAAAAAGAUAACACAUCUAUAAGACAUAUGACGUUUAGUGAUGAUGGAGCAACAUUACUGGGUUGUGGGAAUGAUGGUCUACAUGUGAUAGGCUGGGAACCAGCCAGAGUUCUCGACACUGUUAGUGGCCAUUGGGGACAGAUACACGACAUCACAGUUGCUCAAACACAACUUAUUGCAGGCUCAUUCUAUUCGACAUAUGUCGUCUUAUCCGUUGUUGAUCUCAAUAAAGUUCAUCCUUUCGGAGGGCCUCCUCCUGCUGCCCCAACACUUGUGAGGGAUCUCUCGCCAUUCCAAAAGGGUCACUCUGUGCGUAAAAGUUUUUCUAAAGAGAAACCACCUAAAGAAGUGAUGCACAGACCAACAUUGUUAGAUGAGAAAACAGCAGAGGAAUCUACGUCCGGGACGGAGGCAGAUGAAGAAUCAGGUGCUGUAAUCCCUAAUUUAAAUGACUACACUGAAAUAUUUCGACCCAGCAGAGCUUUGACACGAACUCCACCUCCAGCCACAAGCUUGUCAUCCGAGGAUUUUCCAAUAACAGGGGAGGAGGCGCCGGGCCCGUGCGCGGCGAGCGCGUCCCUGCGGGAGCUGUCGCUGGCGUCGCGCAUCCCCACCGCCGCGCCGCUCGCCGCCCGGCCGCACGGGUUCGCGGGGAUGGUAGACAACAAAGAUGAAAGCUUAUUUACUUGUAGACAAGCAGCUGCGAUGAAUGACUAUUCUUCUAAUGUACUCACAACUACCUCCUUAAAUCGACAUAAUUCAUAUAAAGAAACAAAAUCUACUACAGAUUUAACCUCAAACACUCUCCGGCAAAGUAAUAGUGAGAUGUCAUUAGGUCCGCCAUCACUUGGACCUAGAUCAUUAUCAUUCACAAGACCACAAAGCCAGAAUAGAGCGCGUGCAGAUAGUGGCGCCAGCGGAGCGCGCGAGGCCCGAGAGGCGCGUGAGGCCCGAGAGGCGCGUGAGGCCCGAGAGGCCAGAGAGGCACGCGAAGCGCGUGAGGCCCAAAAGGCACGCGAAGCGCGUGAGGCCCAAAAGGCGCGAGAGGCGCGUGAGGCACAAAAAGCGCGAGAGGCGCGCCAGGUUGUAGCCGUAGAGCGUGACGCGGAACCGGAGUUCGUGCCCUACUCCAUCGAUCGCCCCGUCGGCCUCGAUCUCGAUGAGUUCCUGCCCCGCGGCGCGGCGGGCGGCGCGGGGCGGCGCGCGGCUCGGGGCGGCGCCGAGCCCAGCGAGCAGGAGGUGCUGGGCGUCAUGAUGCGCGGCCACGACUCCAUGAUGGCCGUGCUCGCGGCGCGCCAGAGGGCGCUGCAGAUAUUUCAUUCAGUAAGAAUAAACAAGAGUUUAAAAUCUGCUUUAGAAUCUGUGAUAGCUUUAGAAGAUGCAUCUGUAAUAUUGGAUAUUCUAAACGUGAUGGCGCAUAAACCAUCUUUAUGGAAUUUGGACAUAUGUCUUUUAAUGCUGCCUAAAAUAUAUGAAUUGCUCCAAAGCAAAUACGAAUCAUACAUGCAAUGUGGCUGCAAUGCUUUAAGGCUAAUUGUGCGGAAUUUCUCGUCGGUUGUACGUGCUAAUGUCAGUGCACCGGUCCGAACACUUGGUGUUGACAUACCAAGAGAAGAACGUUACACGAAAUGUGUACAAAUACAUCGACUAUUGCUAGAUAUACGUGCUUUCCUUCUAAAAAGACAAACCCUGCAAGGUCGCCUCGGUGCCGCCUUCCGCGAUCUCCAUACAUUAAUGCAACAAGGGCUCGACUGAUGAAAUGGCACUAAUGUACCUCGACGGACAUUAUUUUUCAAACCUCUCACUGUUAUACAAAAAUCUGUUUCAAAUGUACUUAAACAUUUUAUCAUUAGCAUGUAAGAUUUAUUUAAAAUUUUAUUAGUCUAAAUUAAUUUUAUUUUUGUUGAAUUAUCGAAGAUGCCAUAUACAUUAUUUAGCACAUCAUGCACAACACAUUCUUUGAGACUCAGAACUUUUGUGAUAUACGGCACUUUCAAUAUGCAAACAUUGCUAAAAAUUGAUAAUAAUAAUUGUCUAAGAAAAUUAUAUCUCAUCUGUAUUUAGGUAUAUGAAAACUAAAAUAUAAUUUAUUGGUAUGUAUUUAAUUUACUAGACUGACAUUAACAAUUUUAAACUAUAUUUUUAAGAAUUGGAAUAAAAUCAUGAACAUUAA
This is a messenger RNA of Melitaea cinxia (Glanville fritillary), 2845 nucleotides long. Its product is annotated as katanin p80 WD40 repeat-containing subunit B1. Gene Ontology annotation, molecular function: microtubule binding. The transcript is spliced from 16 exons. Gene Ontology annotation, cellular component: katanin complex. The record is from RefSeq and is a predicted model, not a curated record. Gene Ontology annotation, biological process: microtubule depolymerization; microtubule severing. Lineage: Eukaryota; Metazoa; Arthropoda; Insecta; Lepidoptera; Nymphalidae. Bases 1 to 2427 code for a protein of 808 amino acids.